Messenger RNA from Serendipita indica DSM 11827, 1311 nucleotides. The record is from the annotation of a GenBank genome assembly. NCBI's taxonomy places the organism in Eukaryota, Fungi, Basidiomycota, Agaricomycetes, Sebacinales, Serendipitaceae.
AUGCCCAUCGACAUCACCGCUGCUUCAAGGAUUCCCGUGGAAAUAUGGGAUCAUAUCAUGGGUUUCUGUCUGGGUCUGCCGCUGGCAGAGGCAGACCAGCCGUCUCUGCGCGCCUAUCGUUUGCUAUUCUCUUCAGAGAGCGAGCUUCUAAUGCGUUACAUGAGCAAGGAGCGGAUAAGGAGUCGCCUGAGGCUCGUCUGUCAAACUUGGAAAGCUCUGGCGGACAAGAUGGGCGAUAAAAUUGUCGUUAGUCACCUCGACGAAUACGAUUGGCCACCGUUUCGAUCAAGACAGUCAGCUAUGGUGAUAUACUACUCCCGCUUCACUCGACAUAAGCCUAACGAUCCUGCCUGUGCGUACCGGGAACGGCUAGGCGUGGAAUAUCACUCCGGUGAUGCCCCAAUGAUCGUGAACGUGACGGCACCGCUGGCACCAGUUACGAUGUUGGGUAUCUCGACACUUCAAAUGCCUCCUUUUGACGUCGACAUGGAGGCGGCUAUUCGUGUUCUUAACUGGGGCCCAUUUGCCGACAUUAACACGCUGCUACAUCCAACUUUCAGAAACCUGAAAGUUCUCAGGCUGUGGACCUACUACCCUUUCCAACCGGUGAACUCUGCCCAGGAGCUCACGCUACCACAGUUACGCUGUCUGUUCCUCUACGCAAGCGUAGAUGCAACGGCCCACAGCACAGAGUCUUCGUGUCUUGCCCCUUGGACAUUUCCUCUAUUGAAAAUGUUCGAGUUUGGGACAUUCAACUGGGGUUCAAUGCCGGCUGACGACCUGGUCGCCUUUGUCAACAAGCAUUCACAGUCGCUGGAAGAGCUUGCCGUUGUAGGACCAGCCUCAAUUCCGUUUAUAGAUUCUGCAGACUGGUCGCGAUUCCAUCGGCUCAAGACGAUUCGGAUGCCAAACCUUGGUUGGCUCAUCCUACUUCUCCCGCGCAUGGAGCAGUUCUGGAAGUCAGACUCAGCGGACGCGUCUGGAUAUCCCGUUGGCCGUCUUGUCGAAGUGGAACUAACACAUGUGGCCAUUAGAAUGGAGCGGGGGGCUGCGGCGGAAUCUCUUGAGAAAUACCACUGGAUGCUCAAGCAUGCCAAAAUCGUGCUCUGCUACGAGUGGGGAGGAAUCAUGGACCGGAUAAGCCAUCCUGUUCCCAUAUUCCUUAUCGGGGUGCGGGACUUUUUUGACUUGGUAGAAGAGUUUGGUCUUAAUGUCGUCGACUCCAAUGGACACUCGCUUCGUAGCAACGUAGCCAUAACCGCACGAAUGGAUGUGGUCGAUUAUCUAGACGAUUAUAAUGCAUAUUUGUAA